Molecule: messenger RNA, 902 nt
Organism: Trichoderma atroviride IMI 206040
Lineage: Eukaryota; Fungi; Ascomycota; Sordariomycetes; Hypocreales; Hypocreaceae
Source: RefSeq, a predicted model, not a curated record
UUGCUUCCUUUGACCAGACUGGAGCCCGCGCCAGCUUACUUGUGGGACAAAGGUGCACAUGUGAAACACCAGUCAACCAUCAAUGACAAUGGCCACCACCUUUCAUUCCUUCCCACGCCUCCCCUUUGAGAUUCGUAGCCAAAUCUGGGCCUUGGCAGCGCACCCGCGUCUCGUCCACAUCCGCACACAGCCCAAGCCCGGCCGUUUUGAGGGCCACCGUUGGGCAGGCGCGGACCGUUAUUUUGCCUCCAUGAUUCCACAGGCGGAACUCAUGCAUGUCUGCCGAGAGUCUCGUCAACUCGCCCCAUAUCAGAAAGCAUUCUUCACUACAUUACCUGGCGAGUCCGAGGCUCGGUAUAUUUGGUUCAACUUUAAUGAGGACAUGAUCUCCCUUCAACACGAGAAUUUGUACGGCCUUGACCCGCAUGCAGCCGAUAUUCAGCGGCUUAGGUUUAUGGUGCCAACAGGGAGAGAAUUUGAAGACUGGGCCGAAGGAUUUACUAGGUUUACAAAGGACCGGUUUAAGCAGUUUACAGCUCUGCGGGAGGUGCACUUUGCCGUAUCGUCUGGCAUGACUCACUGGGGUACAACCUCUUGCUCGUAUCGCAUUUGUUCAAAUGUUAGAUUCGUUGACCUUCAUACGGGGCUCAUGUUGACUCACCCUCAGAUUGAGUUAGCAGAACAAUGGAAUUCCGAGAAGGGGUGGCUAGUACAGGAUAUGGAUAACUUCGACGAAGAGUUGCAGUGGGCUAAUGAUAAUAUGAAAACUUUUAUUGAGGAUUGGUCGGAGGUAGAAUAAGAUACAUGUAUACUACAGUAACUUAUUUGAAUAAUAGGCAGAUUUGUGCAUGGCCAAAUCAUGCUUCAAACAACUGAAUGGUAAAUGUUCUCAAGCCCUCAAC